Messenger RNA from Penicillium waksmanii, 366 nucleotides. RefSeq lists its product as uncharacterized. The transcript has a single exon. Gene Ontology annotation, cellular component: membrane. Gene Ontology annotation, biological process: arachidonate metabolic process. Bases 1 to 366 code for a protein of 121 amino acids. Lineage: Eukaryota; Fungi; Ascomycota; Eurotiomycetes; Eurotiales; Aspergillaceae. The record is from RefSeq and is a predicted model, not a curated record.
AUGAUGCUGUCUCAGCAGCAGUCUGCGGCAACAAGUUUCUUUGAGCCGGUGACGAUCGAUAAUCGACAAUACGUGGAUGGUGCCUUUGGCGCCAACAACCCAAUCGAAGAGGUCGAGGAGGAGGCCGCUGAUAUUUGGUGCCAUACGACUCGUCAAUUGAAACCCUCGGUUAAAUGCAUCAUUUCAGUUGGCACGGGAAACCCUGGAAAGAAGGCACUUGAUGAUAAGAUUCACUUAUUUCUGACAAAGACGUUGGUUAGGAUGGCCCUGAAGCCCGAAGGAAUCGAGGGCAGCCUAACUAGUUUAAGAAGGAGAGGCUGGUUUACAAAAAGGGGUGCGAGUAGCUCUGUUAGGCCCUUGGGCUGA